Molecule: messenger RNA, 1064 nt
Organism: Athene cunicularia (burrowing owl)
Lineage: Eukaryota; Metazoa; Chordata; Aves; Strigiformes; Strigidae
Gene: MNAT1
Product: MNAT1, CDK activating kinase assembly factor
Exons: 8
Coding region: 1-909 (302 amino acids)
Biological process (GO): regulation of transcription by RNA polymerase II; nucleotide-excision repair; positive regulation of cyclin-dependent protein serine/threonine kinase activity
Cellular component (GO): transcription factor TFIIH holo complex
Molecular function (GO): cyclin-dependent protein serine/threonine kinase activator activity
Source: RefSeq, a predicted model, not a curated record
AUGAGCUGCCAGAAUGAAGGAGACGCUGAAACUGUCCUUAUGUACCGGGCUGUUGCAUGCACAGACAGAUGCGAGAGCUGUGUAGAACUGCUGUUUGUGAGAGGGGCUGGGAAUUGCCAGGAGUGUGAUACCCCCCUGCGGAAGAGUAACUUCAGGGUACAGCUCUUUGAGGAUCCUGCUGUCGACAAGGAAGUGGAAAUUCGGAAGAAAGUGCUGAAAAUAUACAAUAAAAGAGAGGAUGACUUUCCUAGUCUAAAUGAAUAUAAUGAUUUCCUGGAAGAAAUAGAAGAAAUUGUAUUUAACUUGACCAACAAUGUGGAUUUGGAGAACACCAAAAAGAAAAUGGAGCUGUACCAGAAGGAUAAUAAAGAAGUCAUUCAGAAAAAUAAGAUAAAACUGACGCGUGAGCAGGAAGAGCUGGAGGAAGCUUUAGAGGUAGAGCGACAGGAGAAUGAACAAAGGCGACUCUUCAUACAGAAAGAAGAACAAUUACAGCAGAUGAUAAAAAGGAAGAAUAAGCAGGCACUCCUGGAUGAUCUGGAGAGCUCCAGUCUUCCUGCUUCACUGCUUUUAGCUCAGCAUAAAGACAGAUCUACUCACCUAGAAAUGCAACUGGAAAAACCCAAACCUGUCAAACCAGUCACGUUUUCCACUGGCAUCAAAAUGGGUCAGCAGAUUUCACUAGCUCCAAUACAAAAACUAGAGGAAACACUGUAUGAGUAUCAGCCUCUGCAAGUGGAGACAUAUGGACCACCAGUUCCAGAGCCUGAAAUGCUUGAAGAGCUGGGGUAUCUCAAACAUGUACGAGCCGCCUCUCUGCAGGAUAUUGCUGGGGGCUACACUUCUUCCCUUGCUUGUUACCGAGCCUUACAGGAUGCUUUCAGUGGUCUAUUCUGGCACCCCAGUUAGCCAGCGUGCAUCAGCCUGUGAUCAAGGGACACCAAAGGGAGUGAGAAGCAAAUCACGCCAACAAAGGUUGGGUAAAAUUGCUGCCAUCUGCACAACGGCUAAGCUGCAGUCACCUUCUUGUGUAAAACCAGGUGUGUUUAAGUGUUAAAGGGGAG